AUUAUUAAUGAGCCUAAAUAGUCGGAAUCGGCAAUCUUUUUGUGAAAUUCGUUGGAACUGGAUAAUAAUUUAGUUAUCAAUCCCAAAGAAAUUAACAGAAGAAGCGGUUGGAGAUUGAGAGGGUUAUGUUUAUGUUAUCAAUUUUUAAUGUUUCAAAAUUUUCUAACCAUAUGGCCAGCAUUAUUCAAAAUUGAAAAUUGGCCAAUUAUAAUAUGGAGAGCUUUUUAAAACGAAAAAAUUGUGACUCAGCAGAUAAGGAACUGAAAAAAAACAAGAAAGAAAUUUGUUCACAUUUUGACAAUUGUUACCGUAAAAAUCCACACCACUUCAAACAAUAUGAUCAUCCUCAUUUAAAUGAAUUCAUGAAAAUGGGUGAUUCUGCUAUUAUACCAGAUGGUCUGCCUCAGCCUAAAAAUGUCUAUGUAGAACAGUUGGAAAUAUUGAGGCAAAUCAGUGCCUCAUCAAAACAACAAACCACUUCUAAUAAAGCUACUUCCUCAGGAAAUAAUGUACCCAGUACUUCCUCCUCUUCAACUUCACAUAAAUUGUCAAAUGAAACAAAGCCAGGAGCUCCCAAUUUCGGAAAGGGAACAAUGAUGGAAAAAUUGGAAAGAGUUUCUCCCUAUAAUUUGUUUUUUACUACAAUCAUCAAAGCAUCUGAAACGUUGAAACAGUCUAAUUCAAUUACUUUCACUGAUUUACUGUGCCCAAGUUUAGGAGAGCUAAAAUGUUCCUUACAAAUCAAUUUUAUGAUUGACAUUGAUUGGUUAUUGAAGCAAUAUCAAGCAAGAAAACAAAGUUUGAAACCAUUAACUAUACUUUAUGGAGAUGACUGGCCGGAUAUGGCAAAAUUUAUAGAUAAAUUUUGUCCUAAUGUCAGUUAUAAACUAAUAAAGAUGAAAGAUCCUUUUGGAGUACAUCAUUCCAAAAUUGGCAUUUAUGUCUAUGAUGAUAAUUCAAUUCGAGUUGUUGUUUCAACAGCUAAUUUGUAUUAUGAAGAUUGGAACCAUUAUAACCAAGGGUUAUGGUUGAGUCCAUCUUGCCCAAGACUUCCGGAUUCCAGUCCUGAUACCGACGGGGAUUCUCCAACGGGAUUCAAAAAGGAAUUAUUGAAUUAUCUGAAAACCUAUAAUGAACCUCUUCUCAAACAAUUUAUCGAAUAUGUUAAACGAGCCGAUUUUGGAUUGGUAAGGGUAUUUUUUGUUUACUCUGCUCCCGGAAAAUAUUAUCCUAAAUCUAACGGCAGUCAUCUACAUCGAGUAGGAAAUCUCUUAUCAAACCACUGCGUCUUACCAGUUAAAACAACUCCAGAAAGUGAAGGUCCGCUUUCCUGGGGAAUAAUUGCACAAGCUUCAAGCAUCGGCUCCAUGGGUAAAUCACCUGCCGAGUGGCUGAGAGGGUCUGUACUUAGAGCUCUGGCCAGCCACACAAAGAGUCCCAUGCCGAUGAAUUCUAAUUGUACGCUAAGCAUUAUAUAUCCCUCCGUGGACAAUGUAAUGACGGGAUAUUUUGGACACGAGAGUGGAGGAUGUUUGCCUUAUUCCAAAGCUACGAAUGAAAAACAGCGCUGGCUGCAGAAAUAUUUACAUCAGUGGAAGGCAGAAUCUUUUGGGCGAACCCGUGCUAUGCCUCACAUCAAAUCCUACUGUCGUGUGUCUCCCUGCUUGAGUAAACUGGCAUACUAUCUAAUCACCAGUGCUAAUCUGUCAAAAUCUGCCUGGGGCGGCCCGUUUGCCAAGGAUAAUGGGGUAUAUAUAAGGUCGUACGAAGCUGGUGUUCUAUUUCUUCCAAAAUUUUUUGAUGAGGAAUAUUUCGAGAUAAAGAAUUCUUCAGACAGAAAGAAUAAAAGUGUUUUUCCUUUCAUGUAUGAUUUACCGUUGAUUCCAUAUAAAAGUGAUGACUAUCCUUGGUGUAACUGAAUGAUUUGAUUGUAUAUUAUAUUUUAAUUUAUUACACAUUUUGCAUUUGUUAGUAAAAUAAAUAUUUUUUUACUUUCUG
This is a messenger RNA of Leptinotarsa decemlineata (Colorado potato beetle), 1998 nucleotides long. RefSeq names its product tyrosyl-DNA phosphodiesterase glaikit (gene gkt). Gene Ontology annotation, biological process: DNA repair. NCBI's taxonomy places the organism in Eukaryota, Metazoa, Arthropoda, Insecta, Coleoptera, Chrysomelidae. The record is from RefSeq and is a predicted model, not a curated record. Gene Ontology annotation, molecular function: single-stranded DNA binding; double-stranded DNA binding; 3'-tyrosyl-DNA phosphodiesterase activity. Gene Ontology annotation, cellular component: nucleus.